CGACAAUCAAGUUAGAAACUUUUAUCUCUCUCCCUCUUUCUCUCAACGAAUCUCGAUCUCGAGGAGGAAGAAGUAGAACAGAACAAUGUCGGCAUCUUCAUCGUCGAAGAAGCAAACCCUAUUCAUAUCAACACUAAUCAUCUCAUGGUACUCCUCAAACAUCGGUGUUCUUCUCCUCAACAAGUUCCUCCUCUCAAAUUACGGUUUCAAAUUCCCUAUCUUCCUCACAAUGUGUCACAUGUCCGCUUGCGCCAUCCUCAGCUACAUUUCCAUCGUCUUCCUCAAGCUUGUCCCUCUCCAACACCUCAAAUCUCGCUCUCAGUUUCUCAAGGUUGCUACUCUCAGCAUUGUCUUCUGUGCCUCUGUUGUUGGAGGGAACAUUUCACUGCGUUACCUUCCUGUCUCUUUUAAUCAAGCUGUUGGUGCUACGACGCCGUUUUUCACAGCUUUGUUUGCGUAUCUUAUGACCCUUAAGAGAGAAGCUUGGGUUACUUAUGGUGCUCUUGUCCCUGUUGUUGCUGGCGUUGUCAUUGCUAGUGGGGGGGAGCCAGGGUUUCACUGGUUUGGUUUCAUUAUGUGCAUUAGUGCUACUGCUGCAAGAGCAUUUAAAUCUGUUCUUCAAGGCAUUUUACUUUCUUCAGAAGGGGAAAAAUUGAACUCGAUGAAUUUGAUGUUGUAUAUGUCCCCUAUAGCUGUGGUUGCUCUUCUUCCAGUCACGCUAGUUAUGGAACCAGACGUGAUCAGCUUAACCUUGACGCUAGCAAAACAACAUCAGUACAUGUGGAUACUUCUUCUGGUUAACUCUGUAAUGGCUUAUUCAGCAAAUUUGUUGAAUUUUCUGGUUACAAAACACACAAGCGCACUCACUCUCCAGGUCCUUGGAAAUGCUAAAGGAGCAGUUGCAGUGGUGAUAUCGAUCUUGAUUUUUCAAAACCCGGUUACCGUUAUGGGGAUUGGCGGGUACUCCAUAACCGUUCUUGGUGUGGUUGCUUAUGGAGAGACAAAACGCAGAUUUAGAUGAACUAUUCACCAGCAUAGUUUCUUAAUCUGUUUUAUCAAGACUUGUUAAUUAGGAUCUUUGAUAAUUUCUCAGUAGUGAUUUUUUUGUAACUAUCUUAUCUUAAUCUAUAUAGAAUAUAUUAUGUAAUGUUGUAUUGGACGAUGUUAUUAGAUCUAAGAUUCUGUAGGUGAGAUGUCAUUGUUGUUUUCUCCAGGCAUCUCUCUGUGUGCCUCUUUGUCGAACCUAUGAUGAGAUAUUGAGGUGCCUUAU
Molecule: messenger RNA, 1270 nt
Organism: Eruca vesicaria subsp. sativa (arugula)
Lineage: Eukaryota; Viridiplantae; Streptophyta; Magnoliopsida; Brassicales; Brassicaceae
Source: the annotation of a GenBank genome assembly